Messenger RNA from Aspergillus viridinutans, 810 nucleotides. RefSeq lists its product as uncharacterized. Bases 1 to 810 code for a protein of 269 amino acids. The record is from RefSeq and is a predicted model, not a curated record. The transcript has a single exon. Lineage: Eukaryota; Fungi; Ascomycota; Eurotiomycetes; Eurotiales; Aspergillaceae.
AUGCCUACCUUCAACACCACCUCGACCGAUCUAGGGCUCGACCACCACAUCACCUCCCCCAUCGUCGAGCAAUAUGUCUACCCAACCUUCAUCGCCGUCGCCUGGUGCAACGCCCUCGACCUGAUCGUGCUCUGCUUCAACACCUUCAAGCGCUACUCCGGCCCCUACUUCUGGUCCCUCCUCGUGGCCUCCUUCUGCAUCAUCCCCUUUGGCCUCGGCUACGUCCUCAAGAUCUACAGCAUCACCUCCACAAACUACUUCCUCGAAAUCGCCAUCCUCGAUGCCGGCUGGUCCGGAAUGGUCACGGGGCAGUCCCUCGUCCUCUGGUCGCGGCUGAACCUCGUCUUUGAUAACCGCCGCGCCCUGAAAGCCCUGCUAUACCUGAUCAUCGUGGACGGGGUCGUGCUGCACACCUCCUGCACGGCGCUCGAGUUCGCGACGAACGCCCUGCGCGGGUCGAACGGGGUCGCGACCGCGUUCGACGUCAUGGAGCGCGUGCAGCUCGUCGGCUUCUGUCUGCAGGAACUGCUGCUUUCGGGGCUGUAUAUCUACAAGGCGGUGCCGCUGCUGAAGAUCGAUGCGGAUCGCCGCUCGCACGGGGUCCUGGUGCAGCUGAUCGUCAUCAACGUGGUCAUUAUGGCGUUGGAUGUGUCGGUCGUGGUCGUGCAGUAUCUGGGCUUCUUUACGUUCCAGGUUACCUUCAAGGCGUUGGUGUAUAGCCUCAAGCUGAAGCUGGAGUAUGUUAUUCUGGGGCGGUUGGUGGAGGUUGCGCAUGUGCGGACGCCCGCUGUUGCGCGGAUGAGGUUAUAG